Talaromyces marneffei is the source of this 810-nucleotide messenger RNA. RefSeq lists its product as uncharacterized. Lineage: Eukaryota; Fungi; Ascomycota; Eurotiomycetes; Eurotiales; Trichocomaceae. The transcript has 3 exons. The record is from RefSeq and is a predicted model, not a curated record. Bases 1 to 810 code for a protein of 269 amino acids.
AUGUUCUUCACCAAGGUUUCUCUUGUCGCCGUCGCUGCUUUGGCUGUCGUGAGCGAGGCUCGCCACCAUCAAUAUGGCCUCUUGCACCCCAAGCGCUCUUUGAGCUCCAGUGCUCCAGCACCUGCUACCGUCACCGUUUACCCAGUGCCUCUUAGCACUGGCCUUGCUUCUGCUGUCGUCUCUUCCGCUUCUGCGUCUGAUACUGACUUGACCUUGACUUACACACUUGGAACUGGCACUUCCACUCAGGUUGUGACCACUACCAUUCACCGUACUCAGACGGACACCUUCUAUGUCACCGCCACUGCUACCCCUGGUGGCAACAAGCAAGUUGAUAGUGACUCUACAACAACUGUCUUCACAACCUCCACCGCUACUUCUACCGUUACUGUCUUGGCCGCUUCAUCUACUGGAGGCUCUGGUCCCGCAGCUACCGCUCCCGGCACUGGCAGUGACACUGACAGCCAGGGCUGCAGUGGUCAGGCUACUGUCACCGUUACUGAGAAGGAGACCGUCACAGUGACCGCUACCCCGACUGCUACAGCUGGUUUCAACACUGAGGUGAUGACUGUUGAGCCAACUGAGACUGGUUCUUCCGGCCCAACUGAACCUGCUGUCGUCAAGCCUAUCGAGACCGCUACUAAGGUUCCCCCAUCCCCAAGUGGCCCCAACAGUGGCCACGGUAGCGGCUACACAUCCGUUGCACCCUACCCAACCAACGUUCCCAGUCAAGGGCAAGCAACCUCCUCUGGAUUCUUGACCAGUGUCCUUCUGCGCACUGACAGUCCCCGCCCUACCGGUUACUUUUAG